AUGUCGUCGUCCACCCGAUCGGCUAUGGCCCAACGACAUGUGCGAAGUCGCCCAUCACAAUCAGGCGCAGUUGCCAGACAACACACACCUCAGCCAGUCUCUGACGACAACCCAGUUACGACAGUCGAACGCGACAUUUACGCUAUUGAGAGCAGCCAGGACGCUCCCGCCAGCCCGGCUACGGCGAACGUCUCUAUCCCCCGCAGAGGACGUGGUCGUCCCAGAAAAAGAAAGGAGUCGCCUACUGCAGAAAUGGACGAAGUCAACCCGGACAACUCCCGGCGGAAUCCCAAACGCAAAGCAACCGAGGCUGCUGCUGCUGCAACAAGCGCCGCGGCGGCUGAUGAGGCCAGGGACCCCUAUCUCCUCCUGCGCGAGGCUCUACGACCGAUCAGUCAAGAGGAGCUCCAAGAAUGGGAAGGAUGGUGUGAAGUUGAGUCCGAGCCGGCAUUCUUUACUGCCAUGUUGCGCGAAAUGGGUGUCCGAAAUGUCAAGGUCCAAGAGGUCUUGUCCGUCGAUGAGGACUACGUGGCAAUGCUUCCGCAGCCUGUCUACGGAUUCAUUUUCCUAUACCAGUACUUCGCGGAGAACUACGAAGAUGACCAAGUAGUUGAUGGCCGCGACCUUUGGUUUGCCAACCAGACGACAGACAACGCUUGUGCCACGGUCGCGCUGACCAACAUCUUGAUGAAUAGCGACGGAGUUGACCUCGGGAAAAAACUUCAAGACUUCAAGGAAGCUACCAAGGAUCUCAGCACUCCACUCCGCGGCCACGCCCUCAGCUCCAAUACCUUUAUUCGUUCCGUCCACAAUUCAUUCACUCGAAGGAUGGACCAUCUGAAUGCGGACCUCUUCCUCGAGAACGAAGCCAGUGAAUCCAAGAAAAAGAAGCGGAGAGCUCCGUCCAAGAAGAAGACGAAAAAGCAAAAGAUCAACUCCGAGUCCGGCUUCCACUUCAUUGCCUAUGUCCCGGCUAAUGGCUCGGUAUGGGAACUUGACGGGCUGAAGACUCGACCAGUUUGCCUGGGGCCGCUCGAAGAUGGUGCUCACUGGACCAACCUAGUACGGCCCGAAAUCCAAGCGCGCAUGCUACAGUUCGAAGAGAGCGCUCUCUCAUUUAAUCUCCUCGCACUCUGUCAUACUCCGCUCGCAUCAAUUUCCGAUAGUAUCACCAGCACUAUCCGCUCAUUCGAGCUCCUGAGCCACCGUACCAGAGGAUUGCCAGGAUGGGAAGAUCUAAUUGCCGGCAAUGAGCAGCCAUUAAGAGGUGACGAACAUGAGCGACUCGCUGGUUUCGGUUGCAGGCCCGCAGACAUUGACCACGCCAGAAUCGACCCAGAUUUCGAGAGGAAGGUCAAGAACCCAUCUCUGGAGAUGAUGGAACUUUUCGAACUGUAUAGCGAACUGGUCACGCAACAGAAGUCACAAAUAGGAGAGUACAAUGCGGAGAUCGCUCUCAUGAAGGAAGACGAGGAUCGCGUUCAGGGGCGAAAGAAGGACCACACGCCGGCAAUUCACUGCUGGGUGCAGAAGCUCGCAGACCAAGGUGUCCUUGCUGACUGGGCCGCGAAUCCCUGA
Molecule: messenger RNA, 1578 nt
Organism: Colletotrichum karsti
Lineage: Eukaryota; Fungi; Ascomycota; Sordariomycetes; Glomerellales; Glomerellaceae
Product: ubiquitin carboxyl-terminal hydrolase, family 1
Exons: 3
Coding region: 1-1578 (525 amino acids)
Biological process (GO): protein deubiquitination; ubiquitin-dependent protein catabolic process
Cellular component (GO): cytoplasm
Molecular function (GO): cysteine-type deubiquitinase activity
Source: RefSeq, a predicted model, not a curated record